GGUUGGCAACGUCGCAAGCUAGGGUUUUGCAAAAGCUACAAAUAAUUUUGGGUAGUGGCUUUGAGUGACAUCGUAACCUUACGACGCGUGACGAACACGGGUUAUUACGUGUAAUUAAUGAUUUACCGGGGUUUUUGAAAUAAUUCGUAUAUUUUAUCACUGCCAAUUUGUUGUAAAAAUUAGUGUAUUAGUGAUAAAACUGUGUUAGUGCGGAUUACUGGUGCCGGUUUGUUAUUACAUCGUCGUCGAGAUAAAGCUUGACAAUGGGAAACGUUCACACUUGUGGUCCAAACGAAGCUCUCGUCGUAUCAGGAGGAUGUUGCGGGUCCAUGAAAAAGAGAACCAUCGUGGGUGGUUACGCAUUCACCUGGUGGUUCGUCACCGAUGUCCAACGACUGUCUCUCGAAGUAAUGACCUUGAAUCCCGUUUGCGAAAAUGUGGAAACCGCCCAGGGUGUGCCUUUGACUGUCACGGGGGUGGCGCAAUGCAAGAUUAUGAAGGCUGACGAGCUUCUACACACUGCCAGUGAACAAUUUCUAGGAAAAAGCGUUCACGAAAUUAAGUCGACGAUUCUAUCCACCUUGGAAGGACAUCUCCGUGCAAUUUUAGGAACACUCUCGGUGGAGGAAGUAUACAAGGAUCGAGACCAAUUUGCAACGCUCGUAAGGGAGGUUGCCGCCCCGGAUGUUGGUCGGAUGGGCAUCGAGAUCUUGUCAUUUACGAUAAAAGAUGUCUACGACGACGUUCAAUACUUGGCGUCGCUCGGCAAGGCUCAAACAGCAGCGGUGAAACGAGACGCCGAUGUUGGCGUCGCCGAGGCGAACCGCGACGCCGGAAUCCGGGAGGCAGAAUGCGAGAAGGCAGCGAUGGACAUAAAAUACAACACCGACACAAAAAUCGAGGACAAUGCCAGACUCUUCCAACUUCAGAAGGCAAACUUUGACCAAGAAGUGAACACAGCGAAAGCCGAAGCUCAAUUAGCCUACGAGCUUCAAGCAGCGAAGAUCAGACAACGGAUACGAAACGAGGAGAUCCAAAUCGAGGUUGUAGAGAGGCGUAAACAGAUCGAAGUAGAGGAACAGGAAGUUCGUCGAAAGGAACACGAGCUGCAGAGUACAGUGCGACUUCCGGCUGAAGCUGAACAUUACAAAAUUGGCAAAGUGGCCGAAGGAAAGAGGACGCAGACCGUGAACGCGGCCGAAGCUGAAGCUGAGAGGAUUCGAUUGAUCGGAGAAGCCGAGGCUCAAGCUUUAGAGGCGGUUGGAGUGUCGGAGGCUGAACGUAUGCGGAUGAAAGCCAUGGUGUACAAGAAAUAUGGUGAAGCUGCUAUUCUAAACAUCGCUCUGACCGCUCUGCCAAAGAUUGCCGCGGAAGUUGCAGCACCAUUGGCGAGAACGGAGGAAAUUGUUCUUCUGGGUGGAAACGAUUCGACUAGUGGAGAAAUUACACGCCUUGUGGGGCAAGUACCUCCAGCUGUUCAAGCACUGACUGGUGUAGAUCUUUCAAAAGUGUUAGGAAAGAUACCAGGCGCGAAGUAAUGGUGGACGAUGCAAGAGGGAAGAACGGCGACCAGGCGAUCGGACAUUAGGAAUCGGCUGUAGAAAAAAAGAAAACUCUAUACUGCCAAAGGUUUCCCCGCUACUCUCAUCAUCAUCCUCCGGUGACACUCCACUUUUUUCUCUUUCCCGAAUUAUUCUACCUCAAACGUAGAUGAAGUGACGCUCAACACAAAUGGUCAGAUCGGUCAUGCCUCCGCCGGUUGCGCGUCGAAUUUAAAAAUCGAUCGUGUCCAAACUCCGGUACCAUUUGCGAUUGCGGUCCACCUCGACGAUCAUAAAGAACGCACACCGACGAUUUCAACUUCGACCCUGAUCAUUCGUGCACGUUUCUAUUCGAGAAACCUUGAGUGUACAGAGUCGACCUGUCUUCUUCUUCGGGUAAACCGACGUUUCCCGUCGAUCGAACUUUAAACGACGCAGCCCGGAACGCAUCUUGAAAGGAAGAUCAGAGGAUGGCAAAGCAAAUCGGCACGAGCAGCGACAAGGUAUAAAAAUUUAACGAUUCGCCGCUGGUUCACCUGAACCGGGGAUCCAGCUCGUAGUGAAUGUAUGCCGUUACAUUUGCGAGUCUAUUGUGAUUGAAAACUCUCGAUCAUUGUGUUCAACAUAAGUAAGUAACUUAACGAAAGGGAGAGGAGAGGUGGUGAACGUUCGUGCGGAGUAGGCGACGUGGAAGUCAACUGUCCGUAGGUGGUUGUACAUACUCGUAGUAGCGUGUGUAUAAUAGCAGCUGAGGUUUCUAACUUGCUUAGAAUGAGACGCGGCGAACGAGCUGAAAGAGUGCUUUAUAACUAUAACUACAGUGUUUUAUAUGUAUAAUACGAUCCAGAUGACCCAGUCGGUUAACCUAAAAAGUGAUUCAAAGAUUUGUCUAAUAUAAAUACAAAUCAUACAAUAAGUAAACUAUAAGAAAGCAAAGAAUAUCCAAAAAAAAAACUAUAAUACUUAUCAGAAAUAUUCUUUUGGAAAAUGAUAAAUGGGUUCUUUGGAACUGACUGGUUCUUUUGGUAUAAAGUCUUCAGUUAUGGCUAUUUCUGAAAGCAAAUGACCAUAAUUUUGAAUGUUAUAAAUUAGAUAAAUUGUUCAUAAAAAUAUAUUUACAAUGAGGUAUUUUUUUAACGUAACUGAAAUGUGCAUAGUUCCCCUCAGUAUCAAGCUUAUUCAAAGUUUAUUCAAAGAUACAAGAUAUAAUUUGUUUUAGAAAAUUUUUCUCUAUACAAAUUGGUUCUUGUUGCUGUUAAUUUUGUCUGUAGGAAAUGUAUUUAGAUAUUUGAAGAAUGAAUACUUUAUGAAAUAUUUCAGAUCUGUUAAAGGGUGCAGAGAUAUUCCAGAAUUAUGUAAUUCAUUUCUGUAUACAAUUCAUUUCUUGUACAAUCAGAAUAUUUCUAAUUGUACAGUGUAUUUUAAUUUAAGUCUUCCAGUUGGCUAUUGACAUGAUUCCAUAUUAAAAACUUCGCAGAGUAUUUAUUAUUCAAAUACUUUCACGCAUAAACAGACAGAUGUGAGACAUAUUUGUAUCAUUUUUUGUUAUAUAAAGGAAAUGACAAGUCUCUUGCAUUUAUUAAAGAUAACUGCAUUUAUUAUAAAUACUAUAUUCUUCAACCGUUUCAAUGUUUGACUUUGAAUAAAUAUCAGACUAAUUCUACUUGUAGAACAGAUGUUGAAUGUUCAUGGACUAUAAUCAAUAAAAAAGAAGCGCUCAAAUAUCUUCGUUCGUCGUGAUCACAUUCGAAAUUCUCUCGGUUGACCACGCAUCGGAAUCAAUCCUAUUCCUUUCUAUUUACCAUUAUUGUAUACUCCAUAAUGAAGAAAAAGUGCCAACUUGUACAUACAGUAUCGUCACACCGCCCAGAUUGUAUUUUCUAUUGCGUAACAAGUAUUCUCUUGUAUUGCAUCUUUUAUUUGAUUCGCAGUAGCUCUCCUGUCAAGUUACCCUUCAGACCCGUACUAUUUUGUUCGGAGAUUGACAAUUUCAUCGCGCAAAAUCACGAUUAUAAUGAAAAAAUUGUAGGUAAUAAUCAUACAUCAGGCGUCGCCGAGUACAAAUUCCAUUGUCCUGUCCUGAUGUAUAUUGGUACUUGCUGAAGAACACCUAGAAAAGAAAGAGACUCAUGGACUUUGAAGACACUUUAAUUUCUGUUGUUUUUUUAUUCAGCAGUUUAUUUUCAAUAAGAUUCACAAAGUUUUUAUUUCUUAGAUUUUUAUAAUUGAUACUAUUUGAGAUAUUUAGCUUCUACUUCUUUGACACAAUCUGUUUCAGCGUAGACAGAAAUUUUGUUACAUAUAGAUUGUUGUAACUUUUGAGAUACAUAUAUCUUCAAGUUCCAAUUUUCCUGGUUACUGUCAGAAUAGUCAUAUGUGAAACCUAACCUAACCAAUAUUUAUAUAACUUAUACAGGGUGUGUUUUCUAAGAAAAUAUGUUUGUAUACUGAGAUAAUUGUGUAUUUAAAGUAAUAUGUAAUAAAAGUCUAGAAAGAGAUUUUUGAAGAGAGAGUCAAAGUCCUGACUUCAACUUUUUAUUAAGAAGAAAAAUUUAUAAUAUGCAAAUGUGUAGCAAAGUGUUUGAACAAAGGCUGAUUCUUGUGCAAAACAUUUUUUUGGUAGAUCAUUGAAACUGCCUAAAAAUAAUCUUAGAGGAUACACCCUUUGCAAAUAGUUAUUUUUAAAUGUACCUUCUACACAGUACAUGAAUAGCACUUUGUAUAAAUAUUAUUCAGAAGUAAUUUGUAUCUACUUCAGCUGUAAAUACACUGCUAUUCAAGUAUUUUUGUGUAACUUAAUUUGCUGAGACAUGUGAUUAAUGUACCAAGUAUCAAUGUAUCAUAAAAACAGUCAUAUAUGAAACUUCAACAAAUCUUCAAACUGAAAGAAAAAGAAAAGAUUCUCGUUCUCUUCUUCAGGAAACUGAUGCAAGUACCUAUGAGGUAUAAAAAGAGAUGCAAGAACUAUUGUCAGCUAACAAAAGUCUUUCCAAAAAAAGAUGAAAAAGUAAAAAAAAAUAAAGGAAAGUGUACAUUUAGAACAGUACAAACAAGAUGACAGAAAAUAAAAUUAUAUACAAUGAAGUGUUAAGAAAAGGAAGAAAUUGUAAUCCAUAAGUGCAAGGUCCGCGUCUAUAUAGUAUUUUUAUUAAUAAGAAGUGCUGUAAAAAUGCAGAUUAUAUAAAAAAGGACAAAAAGAAGAAGUAAAAAGUUCUAUCGCUGUCAAGGCAGAUGUUUUAUACAUAUAAGCUAUUUUUUAGUAAAGUUAGCACCCUUUCCGAUGGGUAGUCAAUGCGAGAACUCGCCAUGUAAAAUUCAGAUAGCCUCAAGAUGUUCGUUCUCCUUUUUUCCGUUGUUUCGUUUCUUUCUUUUCCCCCUGAUAAUUGUAGACCCGCAAAAGUUCAGAUAUUACGAAAGAAGAAAAGGGAAGAAAACUGACGUCUACGUGUUCCACCAAAUUAUCCGAUACCGAUCGAAAUCAAUUUCACGCAAAGUGUGUUCGACUUUCAUUCCGUGUUCGACGAUGAAUCAAUCGAAUGAUUAAUUUAUUGUAAUCGUCGUUAUGCAUCGUCGAGGAAUUGAGGUUAUGUAGAUAAAUUAUGUAGACCCUGUAAUGCGAGGGCUUUCGAAAUUCGCGAUGUCGUAAAAACGUCUACGCGAUGAUUUCUUCGAACUUUUCUGUCGAAUUAAUAUCUUUCGAUAUACGAGGCGAUUCACUUAAAUGUGUGAAUUAAAUAAUUUGAAAAAUUCUUAAAAAUAUUUCAUUUUGGUGAAUGUUUGAUAUUUCAAAGUUACAUUCUGACACAAACGCUCUUUCGUGACUAAUUAUUUUUAAAGAAAACUGUGAAACGUAGAGGAAAGAAUCUUUUUAGAAUUUACUAUAUUUUAAGAGGACAAAAAUUCGUGCAUAUUGUUCUGUCAAAAUCCUAAAAAGAUUUUACCUCUACAUUAUAUAAUUUUCUUCAAAAGAAUAAGCGAAUAAAAACCAUUUUUUUUAUAAGUGCACUGUGCAGAAUGUAUCUUCAUUUGUUUCACUUCUAUGCGUGUAAAACAUAAUGAUAUUUUGUGAACGUACUACCAAAAUUUAUUUGCAUAGGACAAAUGUGAUUUGUAAGUAGAACAAAAAGGAAGGAGAAACAAAAUAUAAUUAUUAGGCUAAUUGUAAUCGAAUCUGUUGAAUCACAGCAUAACAACAUGAAACAAAAGAAAUGUGAGUCAUAAAAGUAAUCAUCUUUCUACGUGAAAAAAACGACUGAUUAAUAGCAAUCGCUAGCUCUUUGAAUUUUAUUGAAAAUGAACAAAAAAAUGUGGACGUUCUUCGUGCAGUUCUAUAAAAUUCAUUAUCGAUGGAUUUCUGUAAUUUAAAGUGUGAAUUAUAAAAUUCUUUCUCUCGUUCGUAAACGUGUAGACGAUUUUAUAAUGCAAUUUCGACUGUUUUCUAACAAACAAUUCACAUUAUUCACGUAACGAAAGAGUUUCUUCAAGCUUUCAGUACUCGGAAGUGUCUUCUUUCAACUCCAUCAAGUUAUUACUUCUAUGACCACUACAGGUUACCUUUGCGUAGCGAGUGAUAAAGGAACAAAAGAUUGCGGAUGAAUAAUGUCUUGUCAUUUUGAGAUUACGUGACCCUGUGUUGCUGUGAUGUAGAAUUUUCGAAUUUUUUGUUUCAUUUUUGAAGUUCGGGCCUUUUGGACGUUGACAUUCUUGAAUUUCUUUAUCUUGGAACUUCAGAACUUUGCAACUUUGGAGUUUUGGAAAAUUUAGACUUUGGAACUUUAAAAUGUUUGAAUUUUGGUAUAUAAGGACUUUGGAGACUUAGAAUUUGAAAACUGUGAUAUUUUUCUGCUCUGCAACUUCAAAAUUCCAAAACGUUGGGGCUUUAGA
Molecule: messenger RNA, 6425 nt
Organism: Megachile rotundata (alfalfa leafcutting bee)
Lineage: Eukaryota; Metazoa; Arthropoda; Insecta; Hymenoptera; Megachilidae
Gene: Flo2
Product: flotillin-2
Biological process (GO): regulation of myoblast differentiation; protein localization to plasma membrane
Cellular component (GO): flotillin complex; cytoplasmic vesicle; plasma membrane
Molecular function (GO): protease binding
Source: RefSeq, a predicted model, not a curated record